Molecule: messenger RNA, 1725 nt
Organism: Epinephelus lanceolatus (giant grouper)
Lineage: Eukaryota; Metazoa; Chordata; Actinopteri; Perciformes; Serranidae
Gene: m1ap
Product: meiosis 1 associated protein
Biological process (GO): male meiosis chromosome separation; meiosis I; spermatogenesis
Source: RefSeq, a predicted model, not a curated record
AUGUCCAUGGACAACAGAAAAAGGCCGGUGGGUUCCUCCAACACUGGAAACUUGGUUUGCUGGUCCUCCCCGUUUCCGCGUCAACCUGCCAGGGUCCUGAUUGUGGAGGCACUGCCACCCUGGUGGUCAGAGACCUGUAUGGUGCUCUGUGAUGCUCUGGAUAACUUCCUGUCCCUAGCCUGUAGUCUGGAUGGACCCUGUAGGAUACCUCUACUCAGCCUGUAUGCCAUCAGCAGACAGCAGGAAUGUCUACUGCCGUUUGUGCAGGUUCGUGGUAACCUGGCCAGGCUACGUUCCUGUGUUGAGGAGCUGAGGACAAUUCCAGGUGAAGGCUGUAUCAGAGGAGCAGCCAGAGGAGGAGAGCUGCUGCGGCAGGCAGUGCUGGACAGUCUGCAGCAGUUUAAACAGUACAUCAGACAUACCAGUGCUGGCAGCCAGGCCAGCAACAGCAUAUCUGUGGAGAUCACUGUUAUGACCAGCCAGCCAGGGCGAGGCAUUGUUCGCCAGUUGGAGAUGGGGCUCAAAGAUGCUGACCUGGUGUCACUAAAGCGGCUCCUGGUGGUGCAGAUCUACAAUGCGGCAGACUGGGGUCAGGACAACCUCUCACCUGAAGCCACACAGACUGAGGCUGAAGACUCUCUGAUGUUGGGAACAGAGGUUGAUCUGCAGCGGGUGGAAAACAGCGUGUUCGCCAUGGAGACGGUAUUUAAGGUUUGGCUUCAAGAGCAAGCAGGAGACAGAGAGCACCUGCAUCUCCUGCUGCCCAACCCUCUGGACAGUCCCAUUCCAGUGUGUGUGAAGUGUGACAUGCAGGAGCGUCUGAUAAGCCCAGCCCUCAUCCCACUGAACUCCAACCUCGGAGUGAAGACUGAGAGCAUCCGGGACUUCCUGCCUGCCACUAAGGGAUCAGCCAAUCAGAGCCAGCAGCCGCAGAGACUGAAAGCAGUCAAGAGUCUGCGUGCAGACGGAGUGUGUGAGAGUGUGUUGUAUGGCCUGCCGCUGGUGAUCCGCCCAACCACCUGCUGGCAGCUGGACUGGGAUGAAAUGGAGAGCAACCACAACUUGUUCCACGCUCUCGGCCACACACUCAGGAGUCGUGACUUGUUCCUGCUGCUGCAGGUGGAGCCCGCGCAGAGGUCCACAGCGGGAGGCCCAGGUGUGUAUUCUCACUACAUCCUCCAGCCGUCCCUGUCUCUGUCCCUCCUGCUGAAGCCUGUGGUCUCCAGAGAGCUGCUGCUGCCCUGCUCUCUACCUGUCUCCACUCAGGAACCUGCACCUGAUGCCAUGCACACUAUACAGGGUUGUCUCGCUCAGCUGGAUGAGGAGUGUGUGUUCAACCCUCUGUCUCUGAGCAGUAACCUGUACCAGCACCUCAGGAGCAGAGGCCUGCUCUCACAGCCACGAUACCCAUACAGGCUGCAGCCAGCAGCCGCCCACAGAGACCAGUCUCAACCACUAGAGGGCCCUAAAGCUACAGGCAACAGACAGCAGCGGCAGCCACAAAACCAGGGUCGCCAAGUGGGAAUGAACAGCAAGGUCAGGGCCACUGUGGCUCCUCUGCCCUCGUCCUCCUCCCACUCCUCCUUCCUGGGACCUCCUCCUGCUAAGGCCUCUCGUCCAGCUCUGAAGCUCCUUAGCAGCAGUGGGAGAGGAAGCCGUCAGGCCCCAGCCCCUACUCAACAGGAGGAAGACAAAGAUGAUGAUGACUCCAUGGUAAUACAGUAA